GGUGCGGUCCACAGCUGACCUCGCGCAGGCGAGUAACAGACAUUUAUCCAUCCUUCCGAAACUUCUGCCCCUUGCCCGGUAAUGCCCCACUGAUGACCAAGGAUACGGGUCCCCAGCUUCUGUCCCUUUUAGACCUCAUCCCUCGCAGUGCCAUUGGCGCCCUGACCCGCAGCGAGGACACCUGGAGUUUUCCAGGUCCAAGGCCGAGUCCCUGCGAACCUUGGAACAUGAUCCUUCCUGCCGCCAUCCCCACCCCUCCUCCUCCAGCCCCCGACUCUUCUCCCUCCGGCUCCACCUCCGCCCUUCGCUGCGACCGCCCCUGGCAGCCGUCUCCAUAGCGCGCACCCGACGCGGGAAGCUGGCCCGGCGAGGGACGCGCGGAGAUAGGGCGCCGGACCCCUGUCUCCUUCCGGCUUCACUGGAAUGCUCCACCAGGCCUGGAUUCAACAAGGAGAGCCACUUCUCAGAAUCCAAGUGGAAUCUAACACUAUGAAACGAUGCCAAGAGAAAAGGAAGGAAAUCGAAAAACUAAAGGAGCACCCCUGCCCAUCGUUACAACUCUUCAAAAGUUCCUGAAAACGUAUGAGAAGCAUUGUGCCCAGACUCAGACGUCCGUGUGUCCGGCCAUCAAAAGGGACUUGAAAACCAGUAUCAACAACGAGCAGAUUCUCAGCAAGUUUGUACUUGUAAGACCUGAUGAUUCCCCGCCAAGCAUCCUGCCAGUUUCCUUGGAACCUUUGCUCAUGACCGUGCAGGAUGAGUGUUACAUGCUGGGGAGAGAGAUCUCCAUCUGGGGCCUUCAACUGAGCAACCCAGAGGUGGCCAGACUCGCUUCGCUUCUGGAAUCAAAGGGGCGCACCUGCCCAUUUACCACCCUCAAACUCAUGGAUUGCAGGAUGGAUGCGUGGUCUCUGGGGAGACUUGGGACAGCUCUGCAGUUCAGCACUUUGCGUUCUCUCGUCCUCGAUUACUGCAAAUUUGGAAAUGAAGAAAUUGAGAGUAUUUUCUCAGGCCUGGAGAACAACCAGAGGCUUCGAGACCUCAGCCUGCGCUUCUGUGGCCUGGGGCCGCAGAGUGGGCCGAGGCUGGGCUCUGCCGUGUGCCGGAGUGUGGUCCGUGAGCUGCACCUGGAUGGCAAUUAUCUGCAAUGUUCUGGAGCUCUGGGGCUCCUCAGGCCCAUAGCGGAGUAUGUAGAGAUGCAGGGGAAGGACCAGCCAGCCACUGCCCCACCAGACACCAGGAAUCCCCCUCAGCCGCUCCAAGCCAGACAGAGAGCAAGUUCAGCUUUGAACCAGAUAAGAAAGCCAUCUGGAGCUGUAACAGUGAAAACCACUUCUGGGAAGAAAAAGAGAAAAAAAGGAAUCAAGAAAAAAAUUAAAGAUUUGACUGAAGCUGGUUCUUGGUUAGUGAAGUUGUAUUUAGCAGAUAACGGCAUAGAUGGAAAAGGAAAAGAGGGAGAAAAUAGCUUGUUGGAAUUCACUCAAAUUUUAACACGCCUGAUCAGAUACUCCACCCACUUACAAGAGCUUGACCUUGGAAACAAUGUCCUGGGGGAAGCGGCGGCUGCUGACAUACUUGAAGCACUGAGAGCCAGAAAGACAGGUAAACUGCCAGUCUUAAAAAUUACAGUCACUCCCCAGAUCUCUUCAGACACCUUCAGAUCUAUUUGGGAAAACAGCCAGAAAUUUAGUAUUACUCGUAAAAAGAAGAAAAAAGGUAUGCUGUUAGAUAUCUGUGCUGGCUAAAAACUGAAUAUGGAUGCUGUAUCUCCAUAUGGAUUCUAUCUACUUCCAUGGCCAGCCAGACAAGCCUGGAAAGAUAUUCAUUGUUCUAUGAUAAUACUUUUCACUGUAACCAAGCCUCUUUCAAGUUCUAAAAUUUGAUUAAGACUAUUUUAUGAAAGUUCAAAGUACUACUAGUCCUAUCAGGCUUGUCAUUUUCUAAAACGUGGAUUUCACAAGUAGGCCUUAGUGAAAAUCAGUGGGGUCCUUCUCUGGGGCUUCUUCUCUUGUGCAUGUGAAAUUUAUAAUUUGAAAAAAGUCAUGAUCUUUAUCUAAGAGAGAAAGAAUCUUCUUUCCCAAAUUAUCUAUAGUUGGGAACAACAGGAAUUUAGGGAAAUAACCACUUUCUAAAAGACAGCAUCCCUAAAAAUGGGGAUCUUCCCCAAAUGAACAAACUUCUGAUGACUCAACUCCCUACCUUUACUAAGAUUUCAGACAGCUCCACGGGAAAUGGAAGAGGUGUCGCUGAUCAAUUCAUGGAUGAUAAAUUGGAUUAGUUAAGUUGAAUAUGGUACAGGGAUGAAAGGCAUGGACUGGGCAUUUAGAUGAACCAGAAUUCUCUGUGGCAGCCUGCUGCUUUCCAUGUGACCUUGGGCAAGUCAGUUAACCUCACUAUGCCUCAGUUUCUCCUUAUGUAGGAUACAGGUAAGAACAGCUCAUUUGGUGAGCACUGGAUGAGGUGACACAUGUCAAGCAUUUUAGGACAAGACCUGUUUCACAGUACGUUUUCAAAAGUAAGUAUUAGUGGCUGGUAUUAUUGUUGACAUUAGAAUGGAGUCAUUUCAGUUAUUUCACUUAGAACAGCUAAACAAGAAAAAUAGAAAAAAGAAGAAAAAAGACUUGAGACCUCUACAGCAAGAUAUCUCCACCCACUUCCUGGCCUCCAAGGCCUCCCAUCUCCCCCAGUUCAAACUUCACCUCUUCCAUGAGGCUUUCCCUCACUACAUCAGUCCUGAGGAAUGUUUCUGUCCCUCACAGCACUUAACACACCACUCAACAAACAGCACAAAUUAGCAUCUAGCCAAAUGUGACCCCGUGUCCACAUUUAUAUUUUACAUAUGUAUGCAUACUUGGCUCCCCUGCCAGAUUUCUGGAGUUUGGUUAGCCCUGAUCCAGGCACAAGGCCAGACAUCAGGAAUAUAAGGGGAUGAGGAGGCCCAGUAAGAAGAGGUGGGAGGCUCUGAAC
Molecule: messenger RNA, 2967 nt
Organism: Vicugna pacos (alpaca)
Lineage: Eukaryota; Metazoa; Chordata; Mammalia; Artiodactyla; Camelidae
Source: RefSeq, a predicted model, not a curated record